GUUGACUUCACUGCUGUCAUUCUUUCUAGGCAAGAGUUUAAAUUUAGUUGGCAGCCCUACAUAUCCCAGAGUGCUUCCUCUAAUUACCCAGGCUCUUGUGUGUGAACACUGUUAGCCAUGGCAGAUCAAAAGGCUUCCAAGUACUACCCUGCCGAGGACGAAGCCCAAUUGAAGCAGGCCCGUAAGACUGCACACCCCACCAAAUACCGCUCCUCCCUCGCCCCAGGCACUGUCCUCAUCUUGCUCUCUGGUCGGUUCCGCGGCAAACGUGUCAUUCUCUUGCGCCAGCUCUCCCAAGGUGUUCUUCUAAUAACAGGUCCCUUCAAGUCAAAUGGCGUUCCCCUUCGCCGUGUGAACCAUCGCUAUGUCAUCGCUACUUCUACUGUCGUGGACAUCUCGGGAAUCGAUAGUGAAGUGCUAGAGAGGGCAGAAAAGGACGAAUACUGGGAGAGAGAGAAGGGCAGGGAUGACAAGGGAGAGGACCACUUCUUCAAGGGAGAGACAUCGCAGAAGAAGGACACAGAUCCCCAGAGGACAGAGGACCAGAAGAGGGUAGACAAAGCACUCAUAGCGAACAUCCGGAAGGUGCAAGACCUUGAAGCCUACCUCAGUUCGAACUUUAGCCUAAGGGGAAAUGAGCGCCCACAUGAGAUGGUCUUCUGAAAGGCGCAAGGGAGAUAGUGUAUAACAACAAAAUUGCAAUCAGGCAUCCUCGUCUAAUAGGACAGGCUUCACUGGUUGCUCAUACGGGGUUGGAGUAAAAUUCCUACUGGAACGCACAGAGUUGAGUGCGUCUAGAGGCUGAGCCAAGCGACAAGAGUGCUAUGUACAUAAACGAUACCCUAUCUCGAAGGUCCCUUCAUUCAGCACUUCUAGCCUAUCACAGGAUAUCCCAUAAAUCUUCGAUCAAAGGGAACAUAUUAGCACCACUUAUGUGAGAACCACUGUCUUUCAUACCGGUAUCCCGAACUGUGUUUUUCCCGGUCAACAUGAGCAUCACUCAACCCAAGACCUGCACUCCACAAUCUACUAGGGAUCACCGGCACGGCUGCUAGCUCCAGGCAUCAGGUUGAGAUUUUUUAGAACGGACUUCAAUUGUGUGUCGGGCAUUUUUAAUAAACACCAACCUCUUAAC
This is a messenger RNA of Lindgomyces ingoldianus, 1135 nucleotides long. RefSeq lists its product as uncharacterized. Gene Ontology annotation, biological process: cytoplasmic translation; ribosomal large subunit assembly. Lineage: Eukaryota; Fungi; Ascomycota; Dothideomycetes; Pleosporales; Lindgomycetaceae. The record is from RefSeq and is a predicted model, not a curated record. Gene Ontology annotation, cellular component: ribosome; cytosolic large ribosomal subunit. The transcript is spliced from 3 exons. Gene Ontology annotation, molecular function: RNA binding; structural constituent of ribosome. The coding region runs from base 118 to 663 and encodes 181 amino acids.